Molecule: messenger RNA, 6093 nt
Organism: Phyllotreta striolata
Lineage: Eukaryota; Metazoa; Arthropoda; Insecta; Coleoptera; Chrysomelidae
Source: the annotation of a GenBank genome assembly
AUGUCUCGCUUGGCCGAUUAUUUUGUUAUCGUAGGAUAUGACCACGAAAAAGAAAGAAGUGGGAUAAGCAAUGGCAUGAUACUGCAAAGGUUUCCUGAAAAAGAUUGGCCGGACACUCCUUUCAUUGAAGGGAUAGAAUGGUUUUGCCAACCACAAGGUUGGUGUUUGUCAUCGGAACGACAAGAACCUCGAUUUUUCGUGUCUGUUCUUACAGAUAUCGACGCCAAUAGGCAUUUCUGUGCCUGCUUGUGCUUCAAUGAAACCGUUUCAAUAACGCCUAGUAAACCUGUUGAUGAGGAAGAAGAUGCUGUUGAAGGAGAAGCCCCCUUAGUGCGGGCUAUACCUGCGAUAUCCCAUCAUAGCAUUAUGUACGCUCCGAAAUGCUUGGUUUUAGUUUCUAGAUUGGAUUAUAUCGAAACUUUUAGAAAUUGCCUUGGUGUGAUAUACUCGGUUUACAUAGAAAACAUGCCGAUUCCUCUGGAAACAUUAGUAGGGAACAUACUUGGCUGCGUACAAGUUCCUCCUCCGGGUGGGCCUCAAGUUCGAUUUAGCAUAGGAGCAGGAGAUAGACAGGCAUUGCAACCUCCGUUGUCGCCCUCUCUUCCAGUUACAAACACAUCGGUCAGCUUGUUGUUUCAAGAAUUAGGAAUUCGGAACGUAAUUAAACUUUUUUGUGCAAUAAUGACGGAACACAAGAUAUUAUUCCACUCAAAAAGUUACAAUAGAUUAACGGAGGCAUGCAGGGCCUUAACUGCCAUAAUGUAUCCGUUUAGAUACACCCACGUUUAUAUUCCUUUGCUGCCCGCUUCAUUAGUAGAGGUUCUAUCAACGCCUACUCCUUUUAUUAUGGGGGUACAUUCAUCAUUGAAAUCAGAAGUAGCUGAAUUGAUGGAUGUAAUUGUAGCCGAUUUAGAUGGAGGAUCGAUUACAGUUCCUGAUGGUAUAUCACUUCCUCUUCUUACCGAGCCGCUGCUGAGCAACACCCAAGAGGCUCUAAGUUUGAUCCUGCAGCCGGAACUGUCGUUUGCAGAUCACGCUUUUCCUCCAUUGCCCAUCCGAGGGCCGUCAUCUAUCAUGUUAGACAAAGAAGUCAGGGCUGUUUUCAUGAGGACAUUUGCUCAAUUACUGCAAGGUUACCGCAGCUGUCUCACGAUCAUUCGAAUACACCCGAAACCGGUGAUAACGUUCCACAAAGCCGCGUUUCUAGGAGAACGGAAUUUAAAAGACUGCGAUUUCACGACGCGCGUAUUGGACUGCAUGUUUUUCACGAGUUUCGUGUCCGAACGGGGCCCGCCGUGGCGCCCCUGCGACGUCUGGGACGAAUUGUACAGCACCCUCAACGAAUUACUGAAGACUGAAAUGCAAGAUACUCAUUUGAUUUUGUCUCACAUACAAGAUUUGGCGACGCAAUUGUACACCAACGAAAUACCCAAUCCUCAGUCGUACUCUCAGAAGAUUCCUCUACCGCCCGAAGGAGCCUACGCGAGAAUACACCAGCCCGCUUUGCCGAAGAUUAACGGGGAGAAAGUUCAAGCUAUCAUCGAUGAGGGAUUAUCGAAGCAUAAUUUGAAAUCUAGUGGUGACUAUGCUUGGUUAUCCUCAUUAAGGCCAAUACAACCUCGAAUAGUACCAAUGGGUCCAAACAUAUCCAAUCUCAGCGACAACAAGAAUAUUGUCAGCAAUUCAGCGAGAAGAUUAGAGGUAUUAAGAAACUGCAUCAACUGCAUCUUCGAAAACAAAAUAUCCGAUGCGAGGAAAACAUUUCCGGCAGUUUUGAGGGCGCUGCAAUCGAAACAGGCUCGACUGGCUCUCUGCCACGAACUCUCCCAUCACGUCAGCGGCACCAAGGCGAUGUUGGAGCAUCAACAAUUCGAUUUGGUCGUCAGGCUGAUGAAUUGCGCCUUGCAAGACGAUUCUUCCAUGGACGAACACGGCGUAGCCGCGGCUCUGUUGCCGCUCGCGACGAUAUUCUGUAGAAAAUUGUGCACCGGAAUCAUCCAGUUUGCGUAUACUUGCAUCCAGGAGCACAGCGUGUGGAACAAUCAACAAUUUUGGGAAGCAGCUUUCUACCAAGACGUUCAAAAGGAUAUCAAAGCUUUGUACACUUCGAGAGAGCCUAAAAUAACAGGCGACCAUCUCAGCCCGUUGUCGCCGAGAGAUUCGAAGGACUACAGCUGGCAUAGGCGUUCGGCUCUGACGGCCGCGUUCUGUAGAACGCAGGAGCCCACGGCUCUGGAAAUAGCGGCGGAGCAAAUGCGAAUAUGGCCGUCGAUCGAAGCUGAAAAGCAGAAGGAGCUGAUCACUUGCGAGGAAAACACCAUUUACAGUCAAGCCAUACAUUACGCCAAUCGAAUGGUGUAUCUGUUGAUACCGUUGGAUAUGGGACAUAAAAUGAGCAAGCAAGAUUUGUUCGAUGAAGAGAGAAUAAGCAACAGCAUCGCUAAUAGUGUUGCCGAGAGCGAUAGUGCAGACGCUGAAUCUGGUUUCGAAGAUCAAGAUCCGGGCGAAACGGGCAACACCGUGAUCCGAAUGGUUUCCCGUUUCAUUGAUAAAGUUUGUAACGAAGGCGGGGUUACAAGGGAUCACAUUAGAAAUUUACAUCAAAUGAUACCCGGUGUAGUGCACAUGCACAUCGAAACGUUGGAAGCCGUUCAUCGGGAAUCGAAGAGACUUCCGCCGAUUCAGAAACCUAAAAUUCUAACGCCGAAUAUGUUAGCAGGAGAAGAAAUAAUAAUGGAAGGUUUGAGAGUGUAUCUUCUACCCGAUGGUAGAGAAGAAAGUAGUGUUGGUUUACUAAGCGGUCCUCCAUUAUUACCAGCGGAGGGUGCAAUCUUCCUUACAAACUACCGCAUCAUAUUUAAAGGAAUACCUUGCGAUUCUUUUGCUUGCGAGCAAAUAGUCGUACGAUCGUUUCCGGUGACUUCUCUGACAAAAGAGAAGAAGGUGGCGGUGCAAUAUCUGGCCCAUCUUGAUCAAUGGCUGCAAGAAGGGUUGCAGUUGCGCUCGUGCACCUUUCAACUGAUGAAGUUCGCUUUCGACGAGGAAGUAACGGCCGAGAACGUCGAUACGUUACGGAAACUCAUACAUAAAGUGCGCCACCCGCCCGACGUUUUCCACCAUUUCGCCUUCACCGGACAAGUGGUCGUCAGUCAGACGCCUUUGCAUAAAAAUAAAGAAAAGAACGCUACGUUGAAAGGAUUCGCCAAAAAAACGUUCCUGAAAACCGCGAGAAAAGCCGGUUUCAAGCAGAAAUCGUCUUCCAAACGACAAAAAUACGUUUUGCCCAAUUUGAAUAUAAACAACGGAAAUAAAUACAUGACGUCGCCCGGUCGAAUGAGCCUACCCAUAACCGAUGACUACGGACAUGACGAUGAUCUGUCCAUUGACGAUUUCGAAACCGGCCAACCGACCAUUUCUCCGGCUCCAACUGACGCUAAAACGCUGGAACGAUUGCAGGAGAGGAGUUACGUAAGGGACUGGCAGAGGCUGGGUCUGUGUAACAACAGCAGUUCGCCUACGACUAAACAAUCUGCGGAUCAAUUCCGUUUGACGUCCGUUAAUUCGAUCUACAUGAUGUGUAGAAGUUAUCCUGCAUUGCUGGUAGUUCCUGCUACUGUGACCGACGAAAGUAUUAGACGAUUUUGCCGUUGCUAUCGCCAAGGUAGAAUACCUGCAAUAACGUGGAGACACCCUCGCACGAAAGCUUUACUUUUAAGAGGAGCUGGUCACCAUGGAAAAAGUGUCAUGGGUAUGUUGAAGAGUCACCCGGCACCUGCCGCUUCUACAGAAACCACAUCGUCUACUGAACAAGAUAAAUAUCUAUCGGCUUUGGUAAACGCAACUCCGAUUUAUUCGCACAGAACAACAUGGGGAAUGUCGGAUAGUUCCUUGAGUAUAGACUCGCUUUUAUUAGCAGCAGAAGAUCCUUUGGCUUGCGCUACAAUGACUCCGGAAGUAGCUAGGCGAUCUAAUCCUUUUAACAAAGCUAUAGGAACUUUAGGGGUGUUUCCGCGCUCUUCGGGCGGUAAAGGUCCGAGGAACUUCGGCAGAUGGGGCUCCCUCAAGGAUCGCCGGCAAUCAUCGCAAGCGUCUUUAGCAGGCGCGCAGGGUAAUAGAGUUAACCUGCGACACAGCACCGAUAUCGAUAACGCGAUAGAUGGAGUUCACUCGCUCCAGAGAGCCGCGCUCUACAUUCUGGGCGAGAAGGCUCAUAUGAAAGGCAUCAAAAUAGAGGCGGCGCCGAAGACUGAUUUUAUCCCGGUAGAAUACUACGACGUGAGACACACGAAAGCCGCUUUCAAGAAAUUGAUGAGAGCGUGCAUACCGAGUUCCCAGAACGCCGAACCCGAGCACAGCUUCCACAGGUUGAUCGAAAGUUCGGAAUGGUUGCAACAGAUACAGAACAUCAUGCAAUUGUCCGGCGCUGUGGUAGAUCUGCUGGACCUUCAGGGAUCGUCGGUGGCGCUUUGUCUCGAGGAAGGGUGGGACAUUACGGCUCAAGCUGCUUCGGUCGCCCAACUUUGCUUGGAUCCCCAUUAUCGCACUAUCGAAGGGUUCCGGGUGUUGGUCGAAAAGGAGUGGAUAGGAUUCGGUCAUAGGUUCAGUCACAGGAGUAACUUGAACGCCAACUCGCAGGCGAGCGGCUUCGCGCCGACUUUCCUGCAAUUUUUGGAUGUCGUACACCAAAUUCAGAAGCAGUUUCCCAUGGCGUUCGAAUUCAACGAUUACUAUUUGAGGUUUUUGGCGUACCAUUCGGUCUCUUGCAGAUUCAGGACGUUUUUGUUCGAUUGCGAAUUAGAAAGGGUCGAAAGCGGAGUUGCUGCUGUCGAAGACAAGCGAGGCUCCCUGACGUCCCACCACAAAAGCGUCGAUACUGUUUCGGACGAUGAGAACAUCUACCCAGGUGGCAGGAUUGCCUCGUCUUCUCAAGGACCCAACUUGGGCCAAAGCGUUUUCGAUUACGUGGAAAAACAGCACGCCAGGAAUCCGAUGUUUUUCAACUUCAUGUACACGCCGGACUUCGAGCAUCCGGUGCUGAGACCCCAAUCCUACCUGCCUUGCUUGGAAAUCUGGAGCUACUAUCUCGACGAAGACCUGCGGUACGGGCCGAGCUACGAUCCGGAGAUAAAUCAGAUGGAUUCCCAACAGGAGGAAGAAGCCGAAGCAGCGGAUGGCAUCGCGAAAACCAGGAAAAUCGUGUGCUUGGGAUACGAUAACGUGAACAGAACGGUCCCGGACGCUUUCAGCCAUUUGCUCGAGGAAAUCCACAAGCUGGAAUCCGAACUGGGCCAUUUGCCGCAAAAGUGGAAGAUCCUUUGGGACAAAUUGGAAAUCCCGUUGACCGAUUCUCUUACACGUCACGCUUCCUUCAGCACUGCCUUGGUUAGAUCGCACGGAAGAUUGGUGCAUAAACGAUCGACGCUGGAAAUUUUAAUGAGGGGUAAAAUGGUCGGUGCAGCCGAAACCUCUCUCAUUUACUCCCAUCCGCAUAGAUUCGAACGUUACAAUUACACUACUCCCACUUACUGCGAUCAUUGCUCGAACGUAUUGUGGGGACCAGUAAAGACUGGUAUGAGAUGUAUGGAUUGCGGAUACAGCUGCCAUGAAAAAUGUACAGACAGUGUACCUAAAAACUGUACAAAGUACAAAUCCGUUGCAGAUAGUGUAACGUCACAUUCGCAGGGUAACACUGGUGACAACGCGUCCGUUAGUUCGGGAAGCGCUCGUCAAACGUCUAAUCAACAGUACUAUGAACAAUUUUCGUCGAACGUCGCCGAAGAUAGAACGCACGAAGGAUAUUUGUACAAAAGAGGUGCAUUGCUCAAAGGCUGGAAACAAAGAUGGUUUGUGCUGGAUUCCAUAAAACACCAACUUAGAUAUUACGAUGCGAUGGAAGAUUCUCAUUGCAAAGGGUAUAUAGAUUUAGCUGAAGUAAUGUCGGUGAAUCCUGCACCGCCAGCGCCAGGUCCUCCUAAGAAAACGGACGAUAAGUCUUUCUUUGAUUUACGAACUAGUCGCCGAACAUACAAUUUUUGCGCUAUCGAUACAGCAUCGGCACAAGAAUGGAUCGAGAAGCUACAAGCUUGUCUAUAA